CCCACACCGUCUCAGAUUUCUGCGAUCAGAAAUUCCCAGCAAAAAAAGAAACAAUUUAAAAAACAUCCAUUUUUUCACAAUGCAGUUUUUCCUUUGCAAAAUAGUGACUACUGCAAUAUUUUCAAUAUUUUUUGUAAUAAUUCCGAGCCUUCCAUUCUCCCAGGGAGCGGAGGAUUCAAAAAAUCUCCUAAUCAUGGAUAGCUCUGUUGACGUAGAUGAGUACGCUACGUACGACGUUUCCACGUGUAAUUCCAACUUUCACCCAGGAAUCAUCUCGCUCUGGAUGAAAGGACUGGAUUGCGUGAAUAUUUAUCCGGCCUCUGAUUGCACCGGAUGGUUCAUUCGGCUCACUUUGCUUGGUUUCCCGCACUAUUGGCUAAACACGUAUCGUUGGAUUGGGGAAGAAAUGAUCAAGGAAAACUUACAAAUUGGCUCCGCUGGACCCUGCUUCGAUAAAUGUGACGCCCGAAAUUGGCAGGGUGACAGGAUAGAAGCGGUCCAUGUCACGCUCUAUGACAAAACAGAAUUCAGGGGCAACCCCACACCUUUCCAUGUCGACCACGAUGGCUGUAUUUUGAUCCCGCCAUCGAUCCAAAAUGUGUACUCGAUGAAAAUAAAUGGCGAUGAAAAUGCCUGCAUCGAUCUGCAUUCUUUGCCAAAUUGUGGCGGGAAAUCCAUCCAGUUUCGCCCAGGUUACCCAAACCUGGAGAAUUUAUUUUCGUGGGGAUUGACAAGGUAUAACAUCCAAGGAGUAGAAUGGCAUCCAAGGGCAAUAUCGCGUUGUGGGGAAUUCUGCAAUAAAUCUCUGCCCCUUCCCGAAGUGGACGUUGUCAUGGAGACAGAAGGACCUCUCAUGGCGACUGAAGGACCUGAUCUGGAGAUAAAAGGACCCAACAUGGAGACAUAUCCUUUAGGGAGUAACAUAGUAACGCUGUAUGACCGUCACGGGAAUUGUAGUCAUUCAGACACGUUUAAUCUCACCUACGGCUGCAUCACAUUGGACGACUACAACCCAGAGAAUCCAUUCAUUCAGACCAACGGACAUUGUGUUCUCCUCUACGGGAUGACCAACUGUGUGGCGGAUUACGGCUUCUAUGUCGUUCAAGGCUCAAGAAACCAUUCCUUCCAGAUUCCUUUGUCGCCUCCAUUUUAUCCAAAGUCCAUUCAGUUAUGUUACCAGGUUCCGCCCCAGGAAGAAGAAAAAGAAUGUGGGAAAGGUGGACUUAAUCCGGUAAAUAACCCGCUACUACCGAUUUGGGCAUUAAUUUUGAUCGGUUUAGUGGCCAUCUUUCUCCUCAUGCUUACGGCCGUCGGGGGAGCAUACAUUUCUAAAAGGUAUUAAAGUACUGGGCUCCAGGGAAAAUUUAGCGUCUCGUAUAAAUCGGAAAUGUGAGAUAUUUAAGUAAUUUAAUAUCAGCAAUAACAUGUGUAACACAUGUGUAAUGUAUGCAUACAUAAUAAAAAGACGUGUCAGUGCGUCAAAAUGCAUAAUUUCAA
Molecule: messenger RNA, 1497 nt
Organism: Folsomia candida
Lineage: Eukaryota; Metazoa; Arthropoda; Collembola; Entomobryomorpha; Isotomidae
Exons: 3
Coding region: 80-1342 (420 amino acids)
Source: RefSeq, a predicted model, not a curated record